AUUUCAUUUUUGUCUUGUCAUUUUAAAAAUGGCUGCAGCUGCGGUGCAACAGUCAAAUGUCAGUGAGUAUUUAUCUAAAAAACAGCAAGAAAGCCCUAAAGAACUGGGAUCUGUAUGGGCAGAACUUGAAGAACUUCACAACAAAAAAUUAUGGCAUCAGUUGACUCUCAAACUCCUCGCCUUCAUAAAGAAACCAGAGCUGCAGAAGGGAGACAACUUAAUUCAACUUUAUCACAAUUUCAUACAAACCUUCGAAAACAAAAUAAACCCUUUAUCUUUGGUAGAAAUAGUAGCCCUGGUAGUGGAGCAGUACAAAGACCCUAAAGAAGCAGUUACAUUUCUGGAGAAGACUGAGCCGAAAGUUAAAAUCAACCCUGAUGCCCAAAAUUUAUGUAAAGUUUUAGCAGGUCAAAUUCAUCUUGAAAAACUAAAUGAUUUAGAUGCCACAAAAAAGAUUAUAGAAGAAGUGGAAGCUACACUUGAUAAUGCAGAUGGGAUUACUGCCGUUCAUGGAAGGUUUUAUCUUCUUGCUUCUCAAUAUUAUAGAAUUCAAGGUGACCACGCUCAGUACUAUAGAACUGCCCUAAGAUAUCUUGGUUGUAUAGAUUUAGAAUCUUUAUCAGAAGAAAUUAAAGUGCAGCAUGCCUUUUUUUUGGGCCUGGCUGCUUUACUAGGAGAAGGAGUAUACAAUCUAGGAGAGCUUUUAGCCCAUUCAGUUUUGGAUUCUCUGAAAUCGACAGAAAAUGCCUGGUUGAUUGAACUGUUGUAUGCUUUCAAUUCCGGUGAUAUCAAUAAAUUCGAAUCUAUGAAAUCUCAGUGGGGAGCAAUAGCUGAUCUUGCUGCUCAAGAACUGUUCUUGAGGCAAAAAAUAUCACUUUUGUGUUUGAUGGAGAUGACCUUCAAAAGACCGUCCUAUAAUAGGCAGUUGACGUUUGCAGAAAUUUCAAGAGAAACAAAACUACCCAUUAAUGAAAUUGAGCUAUUGGUUAUGAAAGCUCUUUCCCAAGGACUUGUGAAGGGUGCUAUUGAUCAGGUUGCCAAUACUGUAAACAUGACCUGGGUACAACCCCGUGUUUUAAACCUCAUGCAGAUCUCUGGUAUGGUUGAGAGGUUCAACGAAUGGUGCGAACAUGUGGGCACCAUGGAAAACCUUUUAGAAGAAAAAGCCAGUGAAAUAUUAACUUUGUAGUAGGUACUAAUGAUAACAUGUUUUUUGGAUAUAAUUUCUAAAACAGUUGUGAAAAUUUGUGCAAAAGAGUAAAUAAAGUGUUGAUUCCUACUAUUUUUUAA
Molecule: messenger RNA, 1290 nt
Organism: Leptinotarsa decemlineata (Colorado potato beetle)
Lineage: Eukaryota; Metazoa; Arthropoda; Insecta; Coleoptera; Chrysomelidae
Gene: Rpn9
Product: Regulatory particle non-ATPase 9
Biological process (GO): ubiquitin-dependent protein catabolic process
Cellular component (GO): nucleus; proteasome regulatory particle, lid subcomplex; cytosol
Molecular function (GO): structural molecule activity
Source: RefSeq, a predicted model, not a curated record